UCAAGGUGGUUGACGUUAGCGGUGUCAAAACAAAAAAGUUGGCAAGAAAAAUCCUUUCUUCUGGAAGAAAAUCAAAGAAAAAUCCAUGUCUGAUGAGUAUUCAAUUGUUAUGUACCAUGGAGAAUUCAAUAAGAGUACCUGCGGGUACUGCAAGAGGUCAAACACCUGCAAUUCUCACGGGAUGACUGCUCAUGUGAUGUCUGUAAGGGAUUAUCAGGAUCUCAUUGAUCGUGGCUGGAGGCGAUCCGGUACUUACUGCUAUAAACCAACUAAUUCAUCAACUUGCUGCCCUUCGUACACAAUUAGGUGUGAUGCACUGAAUUUCAAGCUGUCUAAAUCUCACAAGAAGAUUAUCAAGAGAGUCAAUAAGUUCCUGAGGGAUGGAUUAAAGGAUUCCGGGGAGAAGGAAUCCAAUCAAGAUGAAGAAACUGAUGCUGCGGAAGAAAUUCCCAUGGGCCCACAAGUCACAACGGGAGUCAUAGAUGUUAAUAAGUUAGUCAAUAAGCUGGUGGAUGAAGAGCAGCUACCACCUUGUGAGCCAUCUUCGAGCAUGGAGUGCUCGAGUGUAAAAGAACCUGUAAAUGCUGCCAGUAGUGGGAGUGCUGCUUCCCAGAUGGAUCCUCUUAAGCCUCCGUGCAAGAAGGCUAAGCUACUGCGGCUGGAGAGGAAGCAGGCAAAGAUGGCUCAAAGGGAGGCUCAAGGAUUACCGCAGCAACCCGUGAAAAAGCCUCCAAAGAAUGUGGAGAAGAGUUUGGAGGAUUUCCUGGGAGAAGCUCCACAGGAUGGGAAGCACAAACUGAGGAUUGACUUGGUUUGUUCCACUGGUGAGGAAUUCAAUGCCUUUCUCCAAGUGGAGUAUGAGCUGUACCGAAAGUAUCAGACUCUCGUGCACAAGGAUCCACCGGAGGACAUUGAAGAUUUUCAAUAUUUCUUGCAACGCUCCCCUUUGCAGCUAAAAGUAUCAUCAACGUCACCGGCAAAGGGAUUUGGUUCCUUCCAUCAGCAGUACUGGCUCGAUGAUCGUCUCAUUGCGGUCGGUGUAAUUGACAUCCUGCCCAAUUGCGUGAGCUCCGUCUACUUGUUCUACGAUCCCGAGUUCAGUUUCCUGUCCCUCGGCACGUACAGCUCUCUCUGGGAAGUUGCCUUUACGCGGGAACUUCAGAAAUCCUGCCCAGAGCUCAAGUACUACUACAUGGGCUUCUACAUUCACUCCUGCCCCAAGAUGCGCUACAAGGGGAAACUCCAACCGUCCUCACUGCUCUGCCCCGAAGUCUAUUCCUGGCACCCAAUCACGGAAGAUUUACUGAAGAAGUUGGACCGCUCCAAGUAUUCGAGAUUCAAUGAGGAUCCGCAUGCAAGGGACAAGGAUGAGUUUCAGGUGCGGCACCUUGAGAAUGUUGUUUGUCUCUACGAAAACACCAUAAUGUACUUUAAGGAUUACAUCAAUCUGGACGGAAGCGAUGAAGAGCGACAACAGACCCUCCAGUAUGGUCGCUUAGUUGGCAGAAUUUGCUCCCGAAGGAUCCUUCUGUACAAGAACUGAAACACAAAUUGCUGGAUGUGGAACAAACGAGGCAAGCAAGUCGUUAGAUAAAAUAAAUUAAAACUUUAUUUUCGUUUAAAUUAACAUCUCAUUUAGAGUUUUUAAAUGCUGCGACGAUAAAAUUGCUUUAAAAAUCUUCUUUUUUUCUUGAUUCAAUUUGUCUAUUCACAAAAAGUUUUAAAAAAAAAAAUGUAAGUAGAUUUUAUUCAAAAGUUCUCUGUAAGGAGAGAAUGGCUUUUGACAAGAACAAAAAAAAAUUGUGUUUAAUCUUUCUCUCAGCUCUCAUUGUGCGGAAUUUAUCUCUCGUUACUUGUAAAGUUUUCCUCUAUAGAAAAAAUAUAUAUAUUUAUAUUUUACAUCAA
This is a messenger RNA of Lutzomyia longipalpis, 1905 nucleotides long. It is a transcript of the gene Ate1, whose product is annotated as arginyl-tRNA--protein transferase 1. The transcript has 6 exons. Gene Ontology annotation, biological process: protein arginylation. Gene Ontology annotation, cellular component: cytoplasm. Bases 86 to 1543 code for a protein of 485 amino acids. Gene Ontology annotation, molecular function: arginyl-tRNA--protein transferase activity. The record is from RefSeq and is a predicted model, not a curated record. Lineage: Eukaryota; Metazoa; Arthropoda; Insecta; Diptera; Psychodidae.